Molecule: messenger RNA, 5030 nt
Organism: Callithrix jacchus (white-tufted-ear marmoset)
Lineage: Eukaryota; Metazoa; Chordata; Mammalia; Primates; Cebidae
Source: RefSeq, a predicted model, not a curated record
GGGCCGUGGGGAGGUGGGCGGAGGCGCCCGAGCCCCGCCUCCCCCGCGCCGCCCACCCAGUCCGGCUCUGCCCUGGGCCACCUGCGCCCCACCCCUGCCGGCCGCGCCCCAGCCCGGGACCUCUCCCCGCUCCUGCCCCGGAAGCGUGAGCGUCACUUCGCGGCGAGUGGCUCAGUCUCCGAGGACAGAGUGCGCGCCCCCUGGUCCGGCCCGUGAGGGGCUCCCGGAGCGGUCCCCGAGCGUUUCCCGCCGGUGGAGCGGCCCGAGCCCGUCAGGAUGACCAGCCCCGCGGCCGCGCAGAGCCGGGAGAUCGACUGCCUGAGCCCGGAAGCGCAGAGGCUGGCAGAGGCCCGGCUUGCCGCAAAACGGGCAGCACGUGCGGAGGCUCGCGAGAUCCGCAUGAAGGAGCUGGAGCGGCAGCAGAAGGAGAUCUAUCAGGUCCAAAAGAAAUAUUAUGGGCUGGAUUCAAAAUGGGGUGACAUCGAGCAGUGGAUGGAAGACAGUGAGCGCUACUCUCGUAGAUCCAGAAGAAACACAUCGGCUUCUGAUGAAGAUGAGCGCAUGUCAGUGGGUAGUCGUGGAAGCCUGAGGUCGCAGCCUGACUUGGAGUAUGGGGGUCCCUACACCUGGACAAAUGGUUAUGAUGGAGAGUUACAUGGAUCACAGUCCCUGAACAGAAGAGCUGGCAGGAGUUCCAGCUACGGCGGUGACAGCAGAUUCUCCACGUUGUCGUCAUCCAGGGAGGGGAAGCUGGGACUCUCCAGCUCCAACCUUGGCCUUCCCGGUGGUGGCCUGGCUCACACGCCUCUGUCUGCCACAAAUGGAAACUGGCCCUCCUGUCUGUACAGCGCUGCCCGGCCUUCUGGGAGUUACUGGGCGUCUGUGUUGGAUGAAGGCAGCCUCGGUGGGGCUCGAGGGGGCAGCGCCUGCGGCUCCCGUGCUCCCUCGGAGUACAGCGGCCACCUCAACUCUAGCUCCCGCGCCUCCUCCAGGGCCAGCUCGGCCCGGGCCAGCCCUGUGGUAGAAGAGAGACCAGAAAAAGAUUUUACUGAGAAGGGGUUGCGUAACAUGCCAGGCCUGUCUGCAGCCACGCUGGCCUCUCUGGGUGGGACUUCCUCCCGGAGGGGCAGUGGAGACACCUCCAUCUCCAUCGACACCGAGGCAUCCAUCAGGGAAAUCAAGGAACUCAGUGAGUUAAAGGACCAGAUUCAGGAUGUAGAAGGCAAAUACAUGCAGGGACUGAAAGAAAUGAAGGACUCUCUGGCAGAAGUUGAAGAGAAAUAUAAGAAGGCUAUGGUUUCCAAUGCCCAGCUAGACAAUGAAAAGACAAACUUCAUGUACCAGGUCGAUACCUUGAAAGAUAUGUUGCUGGAGCUUGAAGAACAGCUGGCUGAAUCUAGGCGGCAGUACGAAGAGAAAAGCAAAGAAUUUGAAAGGGAAAAACACGCCCAUAGCAUACUGCAGUUUCAGUUUGCCGAAGUCAAGGAGGCCCUGAAGCAAAGAGAGGAAAUGCUUGAGGAAAUCCGACAGCUACAGCAGAAACAGGCGAGUUCUAUCAGGGAGAUUUCUGAUCUUCAGGAAACAAUAGAGUGGAAAGACAAAAAGAUAGGGGCGUUAGAGAGGCAGAAAGAGUUCUUUGACUCCGUAAGGAGUGAACGGGACGAUCUCAGAGAAGAAGUAGUCAUGCUCAAAGUGGAAUUAAAGAAACAUGGAAUAAUCCUAAAUUCAGAAAUAGCUACCAAUGGAGAGACUUCCGACACUCUAAAUAAUGUUGGAUACCAGGGUCCCACCGGGAUGACAAAAGAAGAGUUGAAUGCCCUCAAGUCGACAGGGGAUGGGGCUCUAGGCAGAGCCAGUGAAGUGGAGGUGAAAAAUGAAAUCGUGGCGAAUGUGGGGAAAAGAGAAAUCUUGCACAGUACUGAGAAAGAGCAACACACAGAGGACACAGUGAAGGACUGUGUGGACAUAGAGGUAUUCCAUGCUGCUGAGAAUACCAAGGACCAGAAAUCCUCUGAAGACACUGCCCCAUCCCUAGGAACCUUAGCGGGUGCUGCCUAUGAGAAACAGGUUCAAAGCCAAAUUCUAGAGAGCACUUCUCUCCCUGAAAACACAGCACAGGUUGAGUCAAACGAGGUCGUGGGUGCACCAGAUGACAGGACCAGAACUCCCCUUGAGCCACCCAACUGUUGGAGUGACUUAGCGGCUGGGAGCCAUGCAGAGAAUGUGGGAGAGGCAGCGGUGACUCAGGUUGGAGAGCAGGCAGGCACAGUGGCCUCACGUCCUUCAGGGCAUAGCGAUGACACUGUUUAUCGUGAUGAAAAAUGUGUGGUAGAGGUCCCCCAAGAUUUAGAGGCAAGCACAGGGAAUAGUCUAGAGAAAGAACUCACCAGCCAGGAAGCAGCUGAGCCCACAGAGGUCCCAAUUCAGAGUACAGAAGAAGAGGGUGAAGAAACAGGAUGGAGGGAUGAGAAACCAACCAAGACAGAAGGUCCUGGUUCUCCAGCAGGACCCAAGAGCAAUGAUGAGGAAGCGACAGGCCCCAGUGCAGUCGAUGUUCAAAGCGAACCCUUAGAUAUGAAAGACCCUGGUGAAGAAAAGAAUGGCCAACAGGGAGAGGCACUGGACUCAUCACAGAAGAAGACAAAGAACAAGAAAAAGAAAAACAAGAAGAAAAAGUCCCCAGUACCCGUAGAAACCCUUAAAGAUGUUAAAGAGUUAACUUACCAGAACACAGAGUUAAGCGAGAUGAAGGCAGAAGAGCAGGUAAAAUCUCCUGACGGAAGGUCAGUAGCGGAAGCCCAAAACGAGGUGACUGAAAAUCCAAAACAGAAAAUUGCAGCAGAAAGCAGUGAAACUGUGGGGAAUCCUAGAAUGAGGUUGGAUGGGAAACUUGGCCAAGAAGGUGAUGAUGGCAAAGCAGCAGCUGGGGAGGUCCCGGCUGACGGAGACACGUUCGAUUUCGAGGAUGGCACAGUCCACUCAGCAGGCACGAGGGCUAGUGGUGAAGAAUUAGAUGAAGAUGUUGCAAAAGAUAACGCUGAAAUAGAUGGUGCCACUCAGAGCAGCCCUGCAGAACCAGAGGGCGAAGACGCAGGUCGCUGCACCCUGCCCAAAAAUGCAAGUCCCUCACAGGACAUGAGUGACGCCCGUGAAGCAGAAAGUACAGAGAGGUAUGUGAUGCCGGAACAUCGAAGCCGGACCGUCAGGAGAGCUUUAGACAGCGGCAGUCUAGACGAUGAUGACUUGUCGGCACCAGGAGGAGAGCUGGGGGACUUCAACCCGGAAAGCAGAGAAGGCACCGCAGGAGGAAACGAGAAGGGCAAAAGCAAAGAAGACUGCACCAUGUCCUGAGCUGAGGCAGGCGGCAGGCGUGGUGCACGGGAAGACUGACUGUGAGGGGCUCUUUUACCUCCACGGGCAAUGUAAGUAGAACGUUCUAAAUUCAUAGAGAUGCACUGUAUGACAAUCACCAGGUGAUCUACUUGUAGAUUUCCAUGUAAUCAUUGAGGUUAUAACCAUAUUAGAAAGACACAUGUGUUUUCCAUGUACGUUUUAACUGAGAGCAUUCCGGUAGUAUCAAACAAUAAUGUCUACUGUUUAUAGUACAGAUAAUAAAAAUAGAGGCAGUUCACCUCUGCCUUAAGCUGAUCGGAAUGUGGACAUUCUUGACCAAGUACAUCAGCAUCUAAUUGAAAUGACCAAAUAGCAUUCUUACACUUCUGUAUUAUGAAUAUAAGCGAUAUUUAACUGAAUGUCUUGUUCACAUACAUGUACUUUCAUAUUUGAUUUUAAAUGUGCAUGACUACCUGUAUGGUAUUUUACUUAAAGGAGAUAAACAGCCAAAUAGCAAAGAGGACACUGAAUGAUAGACUUGCACCUGAGAGCAAUAAUGAUUUUAAGGGUAACAAGUAAAUGUCUGAAAGCACUAGGGGUUACCUGCCUUUAUCUCAUGUGAGUCUUUCAUCUUGAACCAAUGCUUUUGGAUCUCGUUGUUGAUGAUACCUGAGUUUACCUUGUAGGACAUUUUACCUUCACUUCAUGCUGAUGAUAUAUCAAAUUCAUUUUUAUGAAGAUUUAUUUUUAAGUUUUUUCUGGAAGUGAAAUAGGUCAAAAUUACAUUUCCUACCCCAGUAUUUGAGGAGGGACAGUCAUUGUUAAAAUGUUUUCAGCUGGGCGCGGUGGCUCAUGCCUGUAAUCCCAGCACUUUGGGAGGCCGAGGGGGGGUGGAUCGCCUGAGGUCAGGAGUUCAAGACCAGCCUGAGCAAGGUGGUGAAACCAUGUCUCUACUAAAAAUACAAAAAAUUAGCUGGAUUUGGUGGCAGGUGCCUGUAAUCCCAAAUACUAGGGAGGCUGAGGUGGGAGAGCCAGGAUUGCACCAUUGCAAUCUAGCCUGGACAACAAGAGCAAAACUCCAUCUUAAAAAAAAACAAAAACUAUAUUUUCAUGCCUGUAACCCCAGCACAUUGGGAGGCCAAGGUCGGAGGAUCACUUGAGGCCAGGAGUUCAAGGCUGCAGUGAGCUAUGAUUGCACCACUGCACUCCAACCUGGGACACAGAAUGAGACCCUGUCUCUAAAAAAAACAGUUUUGACCCUUAAAGUUAUUUCUCUUUCUGUUUGAAUUUCUAAUCAUCAUUCAAAAGAGCAGUAAAAAAGGUUUCUUGUUCUUGUGCAAACUACUAAUUAGACUAUAAGAGGAUAUGUUAAAGAGCUGAAUCAUUUUUGGUAUUUUGGUAUAAAUAUUUUCAUUUGUUAUUUCUCAGUAUAUUCUUAUUGGAAAGUUCCUGUUUUGGUCUGCCUAAAGAAAAUAUCUAUUUUCUAUAUAAAGAAGCAUUUAAAAAAAUAAGUGUAAAGUUAUUUUUUAAAUUGUAAAAUAUAAAAUCACAAAGGAAUGUACGUUAUGAACGUUGUUGACACUUUUCAUAUUACUGUUACAAGAUAGAAUUGAAUGCAAAAAGACCAAAACCUCAAUACAAUUUGAGGAAAAUGUGUUAUUAGGUAAUUGAAAUAAAAGCAUUUGAUAAUUGUACAA